This is a messenger RNA of Candidozyma haemuli, 939 nucleotides long. RefSeq names its product Yuh2p (gene YUH2). NCBI's taxonomy places the organism in Eukaryota, Fungi, Ascomycota, Pichiomycetes, Serinales, Metschnikowiaceae. The coding region runs from base 1 to 939 and encodes 312 amino acids. Gene Ontology annotation, cellular component: cytoplasm. The transcript has 2 exons. Gene Ontology annotation, biological process: ubiquitin-dependent protein catabolic process; protein deubiquitination. The record is from RefSeq and is a predicted model, not a curated record. Gene Ontology annotation, molecular function: cysteine-type deubiquitinase activity.
AUGUCGUGGGGCUGGAAUACCAUUGAUUCCGAUGCGGUACGUGGCGUUUUCACCGAAUUGGUCGAGCGUUUGGGCGUCCAGAACGUCCAGUUUGACGAGCUCUACUCCAUAGAUAAGGAAUCGCUUCUUGCCGUGGCGCCAGUGUACGCUGUGGUGUUUUUGUUCAAGUAUAGUAAGCUUGACCGGGAGUAUGCGGCGAAGAAACAGCCAAUUGACGGUGAAUACGAUCCCGAUUAUGCUGAAAAGGGCAUCUUUUUUGCCAAUCAGACCAUCCAGAAUGCUUGUGCUACGCAGGCUGUGCUUAACUCGUUGCUUAACAAGCUUGACGAUAUUGAGAUUGGGGAGGAGCUUCAUAACUUGAGGUCGUUUAUUGAAGGUUUCGAUCCAGAAAUGGCCGGGGAAACGUUAUCCAACUCCGAGACGUUAAGGUCAGUUCAUAAUUCGUUUUCUGCUCCUAAGUUCAUUGAUAGUGACCAGUUGCCGCCGCCAGAUAUGGACGAUAAGGACGACGGGCUUUUCCAUUUCAUUACUUACCUCAAUAUCAACAAUACCAUCUAUGAGUUGGACGGGUUGAAGCAGUACCCUAUCAAACACGAGACUUUGGAUGCGCCAGACCAUUUUUAUGAUGUUCUUCCCCGGGUGUUGCAAAGAAGAAUCGAUAAGUACCAGGGCGAGAUCCGUUUCUCGUUGAUUGCAAUCACAAAUAACAAGUUGGAGCAGUAUAAGCUCUUGGGUGAUGAUAUGAGUGUCCAGCAGGAACUCGUGAAGAGAGAAACGUGGAAACAGGAGAACAAGUUCCGUCGUCAUGACUUCCCAAAGCUUACGGUGGCGCUUUUGAAGAAUAUCCUGAAGGGAAUGAGCGAUGAAGAGUGGGAACAGCUUCUAAACCUGGCGAGACUGAAAUCGCUUGCACGUCAAAGCCAGCGGUUCCUCCAGUAA